Molecule: messenger RNA, 1277 nt
Organism: Labrus bergylta (ballan wrasse)
Lineage: Eukaryota; Metazoa; Chordata; Actinopteri; Labriformes; Labridae
Source: RefSeq, a predicted model, not a curated record
CACCACACACCACACAGCAGCGAGGAACAGUGAUGAAAAGCUCCGGUGUGAACAGAGCACCGACCGGGGACAGCAGCAGCAGCAGCGGGGCGGCGCGCAGAGACGAGCCGAGCAGCGGAGCACAGUCGGAGCUGCUCAUGUACCUCACCUGUCUCCCGGAGAGAUACCGGACCGCCAAGUUCACCCUCGCUGCUCACCUGCUCUGCUGGGCUCUGCUCCGAUGGUACCAGAAACUCAGAUGCCAGUCUGCUCCUCAUCAGCCUCAGCCAGCCCUUGAAGAGUCCUCCCCCACUGAAGAAUUAUGUUUAGCGGAGGGCGAUCUGUGUCCUGGCUCACUGGAGUGGUGUGAGAGUGGCGUCGGAGAGGCUGACACAUCUGAUGAGUAUUUUGACUUCCGCUCUUGCCACAGUGACACCCUUUCAGACUUAAGUCCUGAUGAGGAGGACUCUUUGGAUGCCCUGCUGGGACUAGAGGAUGCCUAUGUUGGUCGGCUAACAUCGGGCAGCGGCUUCCAAACUAGCCAGAGUAAAACCAGGCGGAGAGAGUCAGUGACAGCUAAGGACUCUUACAGAGAUGCAACAGAGACGUAUGCUGAAAAGUUCACAUGUAGCAGGAGGAAAAGCCCAGAGAACCAUGUGGACCCUAAUGUUCCCUUGAAGCACAGUACCAGAGACCUUUGCUCAAUUGAGAUCAGAUCGCAUCAAAGAACAGAGGACCUAAACUUUGACUUGAACCAAAAACAUCCCUAUUUACAUGCUGUUGGCACCGAAAGUCAAGUCAAGGAAACCUGGGAGCCAAGCAGCUUACAUGCACAAAGCCAACACAACACUGACACCUUUGACACAAAGGUAAAUAGUACACAAGACACUCCGGAAGUGAAGUCACCUGCACUGCCUAAAGUAAGCAAUUCCAUCAGACAUAAUAAAUGGACAGACUCUGAAACAUGUUUGAUUCAAAUAGAUUCCACAGACAAUAAGAUUGUGAAGACACGACAACAGCAAAGAAGACCUGUGAAAAAUGUACAGACAGAACAGACUGAUAAAAAGACUGUAGGGGACACAGGGGAAGAAAUAUAUGAAAUCUGUAAUAAUGAGCCAUUGAGAACUUCCUCUUUGGAGAACACAGGUUUAGACAGAUGCGCCAAUGACUGUAAAGAUAAACACCACAGAAGAAGAAAUGUAGAACCCCAGGGUACAAUCAAAGAUGGUAGCGAGAAAGAUGCCAGAAAAGUGCACAGAAACCACAGCCUCUGUUCCAUCAAACACCUGUGCUUCUGA